AUGGCACAAAGUCUGCAAGAAGAGGUGACCUGUCCAGUUUGUCUGGAAAUUUUCUUCAGCCCCAUUUUGCUUCCCUGCGCACACAUUUUCUGCUUUCGUUGCAUGGAAAAAUGGAUGCUGGAACACAGGGAGCUGAAAUUGAGCUGCCCCGUGUGUCGAGGGGUAAGCGACAGCAACCCUUUGGAGGAAUGGCAAAUUGGAGCUCUAUCCCUUCUGUUUGCACAGCACAGUGCCCUGCUGGAGAAAAGUCUGCAUGUGAGCAGUGAGUUACGGAGGUUCCAGGAGGAUAUGACCCUGGAUCCGAGCACCGCCCACUCCUUCCUCAUCCUCUCUGAUGACCUCAAGAGUGUUCGGUGUGGGAGGAUCUGCCACAACCCAAUGGAAGAUCCCCAGAGGUUCACCUACCUGGCCUGUGUCUUGGGCACCCCAUGCUUCUCCUCCGGCUGUCAUUACUGGGAGGUUGAAGUGGGAAAGGGGCAGGAAUGGACUCUGGGGAUCUGCAAGGAAUCAGUCGACAGAAAGAGAAAGGACGGUUUCUUCUCUAAACAUGGCUUCUGGUUUAUCAGCAUGAAGGCCGGAACCAUCUAUAAUGGCUCCAUCCCAGAAACCAGAAUUCCUGCGAGCCCUGAACUUAGCCACGUAGGAAUUUUCUUAGAUGUUGAGAUGGAAGAAAUCAAGUUUUUUGAUGUGAGAGGUAAUGCCCUCAUCUAUACACACAGUCAUCUUUCAUGCGUGGAGCCAUUGCGUCCGUUCUUCUGUCCUGAGCUGCCUAGAGAAAAUGAGUGUGGAACCUCCCUGAAGAUCUGCUCAUGA
Molecule: messenger RNA, 813 nt
Organism: Hyaena hyaena (striped hyena)
Lineage: Eukaryota; Metazoa; Chordata; Mammalia; Carnivora; Hyaenidae
Gene: RFPL4B
Product: ret finger protein like 4B
Exons: 1
Coding region: 1-813 (270 amino acids)
Molecular function (GO): protein binding
Source: RefSeq, a predicted model, not a curated record